AUGAUGAUCGUCGGAGUUAUCGAUUCUGGCGUGUGGCCCGAAAGCAAGAGUUUCAGAGAUGACGGGAUGGCCGAGAUUCCUAGAAGGUGGAAUGGCAUAUGCCAGGCGGGACAAGACUUCGACCUUUCUAUGUGCAACAAAAAGCUUAUCGGGGUAAGAUAUUUCAAUAAGGGCGCUCUAGCUAAACGAUCUCCGAACAAAACCCAGAGCAUGAACUCGGGAAGGGAUACCAUGGGGCACGGUACGCACACCACAUCGACCGCUGCCGGGAAUGAAGUCACCGGAGCUUCAUUUUUCGGGUAUGCACCGGGAAAGGCAAAAGGAAUCGCAACUCGUGCUCGGGUGGCAAUGUACAAGGUUCUCUAG
Messenger RNA from Striga asiatica, 366 nucleotides. NCBI's taxonomy places the organism in Eukaryota, Viridiplantae, Streptophyta, Magnoliopsida, Lamiales, Orobanchaceae. The record is from the annotation of a GenBank genome assembly.